AUGAAGAAUGAGACAGAGAUUACUCAUUUCAUACUUAAGGGCCUAACAGAUCAACAAGAGCUUCGGAACAUUCUGUUUUCUCUUUUCUUAGUGCUUUAUUUAGUAACUGUGUUGGGCAAUGGAACUAUUGUCAGUGUGGUGGCGGCAGAGACCCACCUUCACACCCCUAUGUAUUUCUUUCUCAGUAACCUCUCUUGCCUGGACAUUUGCUACUCUACAGUCAUCCUUCCCAAAAUGUUGUCUGGCUUUCUCAGAGCUCAUCAAAGAAUCUCCUUUGCUGGAUGCAUCACCCAACUGCAUUUCUUCCAUUUCCUAGGCAGCAGUGAAGCUAUUCUUUUAGCUGUCAUGGCUUAUGAUCGCUACAUCGCCAUAUGCUACCCUCUACGCUAUUCAAUCAUCAUGUGUACACGGAACUGUGUUCUACUGGCAGCUGCCACUUGGACGACAGGUUUCUUUCAUGCUCUGAUGCAUGCAAUCAUGACUUCCCAACUUCAUUUCUGUGGCCCCAAUUUCAUUCAGCACUUCUUCUGUGACAUCAAGCCAGUACUGAAGUUGGCCUGCAGUAGCAUAACGCUCAACCUCAGUCUCCUCAAUAUUGUCACCGUCUUAAUUGCCAUGACUACUUUCUUCCUAACACUCUUUUCCUACCUCUACAUUAUCUCCUUCCUUCUACUGAAGGUCAAGUCAAACAGCAAAAGAUGGAAGGCCUUCUCCACCUGCAGUUCCCAUCUAACAGUUGUAGGUUUGCUGUAUGUGCCAGUACUGUUUAACUACAUUCGCUCCUCAUCAAGAGAGUCACCGCAAGUAGACAUGAUAGCCACCCUCAUGUACAGUGUAGUCACUUCUGUUUUGAAUCCUUUGAUCUACACCUUGAGGAAUCAAGAUAUGAAAUCAGCCAUCCGGAAAUGCCUGGGUAGACUCAUCUCUCCAGAGAUAUGA
Pogona vitticeps (central bearded dragon) is the source of this 939-nucleotide messenger RNA. Its product is annotated as olfactory receptor 12D1-like. Lineage: Eukaryota; Metazoa; Chordata; Lepidosauria; Squamata; Agamidae. The record is from RefSeq and is a predicted model, not a curated record. Gene Ontology annotation, biological process: G protein-coupled receptor signaling pathway. Gene Ontology annotation, molecular function: G protein-coupled receptor activity; olfactory receptor activity. Gene Ontology annotation, cellular component: membrane.